AUGUUAAUAAUUAAAGGUUUCAAGAACUCAUCAGCUGAUUCUAGUUUAUUUGUUUUUAAACAAGGCACAUCAGUAGUAUAUGUACUCAUAUACGUUGAUGACAUAUUGCUCACAAGGUUGGAUUCUAAUUUUAUUAGAAGGCUAAUAACUGAUCUGAAUGAUAAAUUUGCACUGAAAGAUAUGGGUGAAUUGGAUUUUUUCUUGGGUCUGGACGCAAAGAGAAGUCAAAAAGGUUUGCUACUGAGCCAAACAAAAUAUGCUUCUGAUCUCUUGCAUAGGGUGAACAUGCAGGAUUGCAAAUUUGUUUCCACACCAAUGGUCAUAGGUAGUAAAUUGUUUCCUGGAGAUAGUCCUGUAUUUGAUAAGCCAAUGAUGAAUAGAAGUGUUCUUGGUGCACUGCAAUAUCUGACCCUUACUAGACCUGAUCUUUCUUAUGCAAUAAAUAAGCUAAGUCAGUUCUUGAAUGAGCCAACACAACUUCAAUGGCAGGCAAUAAAAAGAGCGUUGUGA
Messenger RNA from Mangifera indica (mango), 510 nucleotides. RefSeq lists its product as uncharacterized. Bases 1 to 510 code for a protein of 169 amino acids. The record is from RefSeq and is a predicted model, not a curated record. The transcript has a single exon. Lineage: Eukaryota; Viridiplantae; Streptophyta; Magnoliopsida; Sapindales; Anacardiaceae.